Asparagus officinalis (garden asparagus) is the source of this 1014-nucleotide messenger RNA. RefSeq names its product translation initiation factor IF-2-like. NCBI's taxonomy places the organism in Eukaryota, Viridiplantae, Streptophyta, Magnoliopsida, Asparagales, Asparagaceae. Bases 12 to 554 code for a protein of 180 amino acids. The record is from RefSeq and is a predicted model, not a curated record. The transcript has a single exon.
UCGAUCCGAACAUGGCAUUCUUCAUCCUCUUCAUCUGCAUCUCCUCCCUCCUCUUCUCCUCACCUUCAGCACUCCCCACAUUGCCAGAAACCUCCGAUCCUUCCAUCGAAUCGCCACCAUCGCCAUUUCCAGUACCCGAACAAAAUUCCGGGCUUUCGGGUUCUCCGGAACCCGCUCCGCCCGUUCCGCCAGUCACCGCUCCGAAUCAGCCAAUUGGGCAACAGCCAGCUGCAGGGGAUUUGCAGCAGGAUCAACAGCAGCAGUUAGAUGCUACUGUAAAUGGAGUCAGCAAUCAAGAACAAGAUCAGGGGCAGCUGCAGCCUAGUGCUGGAAAUGUGCAGCCCGGCGCUGGAGCCUUGCAGCCUAAAGCUGGCGGGUUGCAGUGGCAGGGGCAGCAGGCACUGGGAUUUGGGGCGCAGCCUUUGAUUGACAAUACUCCUUUUGAUAGUGGGAGCUCAGGGAUGAGGCGGGUUGUUUGGUUUAUGCAUGUGCUCUCGCUUUGGUUUUGUUUGUGGUCUAAAAGAUUAACAUGGUGUUCUUGUGUGAUGUUUUAAUUCUUAGGAACAAAAAAAAAAAGUGAUGAUUAUGCUGUGAUUUCCUAAAGUAUAAGAGAAAAAUAUUGUGUUAUCAUGUUACGAACUCGGUGCGGUGUGGCUUGUGAAAGAGUCCGAACAUUUCAUAAUGUUGCUGAUUGAUGUUUAUAUAUACCCCCUGUAGUAUCACAGCCUUCGAGCGUGACCUCGAGUUUCACUACCGCAACCGCUCCCUCUGGCUGGCCUGCACCAACCUUGAGAUGAAGAACAAAUUCAUCAACCAUGCAAGAAACAUGCAUAUUCGACCGUGCAGCUAAGUCUACUAUCGAGAAUCGAUCAGUCGCGGUACAGAUACCUUCAUAAUGAGGAACUGCUUGGUAAUUUAGGCGUCACGAGGCAUGCAGUUGUUAGAACGCUGGAUGGAUUGCGAGGGCGAGAGCGGUUUAUGAACGGGCGGUCGAUCCGUCGACGGAUGUUGAGG